GGAGGAGAGUUUGAAUCUGCGGAGGGAGCGGUGGGCACAGCGGCGGCCAUGAGGAAGAGUGAGGUGCUGGCGGCCGAGGCCGUGUCGUGCCUGAACCGAGCCAUGGCGGCUCUGCGGGACAUCUGGGAGGAGAUCGGCAUCCCCGAGGAGCAGCGCCUGGAGCGCACCGAUGUUGUCAAGAAGCACAUCAAGAGUCUCCUGGACAUGAUGGUGGCAGAGGAGGAGAGCCUGAAGGAGCGGCUCCUGAAGAGCAUUGCAGUGUGUCGGAAGGAGCUGGACACCCUCUGCAGGGAGCUCCAGCUGGAGCCCUUUGAGGCAGAGGAGGAAAGCACCAUUCUGCAGAUGGAGAAGAAUUUGCGCACCCGUGUGGAAGUGAUGUUGAAGCAGAAAAGAGAUAGGAAGCAGGAGCUGAAAACCCUGCAGGAGCAGGACCGGGACUUGUGUGACAUCCUCUGCACGACCCCAUUUGGCAUUGACAGCAACGCUGUGCCCAGCCUGGAGGACCUGGAUCGCUACCGUCACCACUUGGCUGCCCUGGCCGCAGAGAAGGAGCAAAGGCGAGAAGAGUUUGUCAGCAGCAAGCGACAGAUCAUCCUCCUGAUGGAGGAGCUGGACCACACUCCAGACACGAGCUUUGAGCGGGACGUGGUGUGUGAGGAUGAGGAAGCCUUCUGCUUGUCCUUGGACAACAUUGCUGCCCUGCAGAGCCUCCUGCAGCAGCUGGAAGCCCGGCGGUCCCUGAACGAAGCUGUGUGCACGGAGCUGCGCGCCAGGAUCCUGGCACUCUGGGAGAGGCUGCAGGUCCCUGAGGAGGAGAGAGUGACUUCUGCUGUGCACAUGGCCGGGUCCAGGGCCAAGACCAGGAAAGCUCUGCAGCUGGAAGUGGAUCGUCUGGAGGAGCUGAAGCUGCAAAACAUGAAGUCAGUGAUCCAGGCAAUCCGGGUAGAGCUGGCUGACCUCUAUAAGUGCUUCUACAGCCAGGAGCAGAGGGAAGACUUCAGCCCCUAUUACGAUGAGGACUAUACAGAAACCCUGCUUGAGCUCCACGAUGCUGAGGUGGGGAAGGUGAAGAUCUACUAUGAAACACACAAAGAUCUGUUUGAGGCUGUCCAGAAAUGGGAGGAGAACUGGAAGCUGUUCCUGGAGCUGGAGAGGAAAGCCACUGACCCCAGCCGCUUCACCAACCGUGGGGGGAACUUGCUGAAGGAGGAGAAGCAGCGAGCAAAGCUGCAGAAGACCCUUUCCAAGCUGCAGGAGGAGCUGGAGAGCAGGGUGCAGGCCUGGGAGCAGGAGCAUGGGGGGGCUUUCCUGGUGAAGGGGCAGCAGUUCCUGGAGUAUGUGACAGAGCAGUGGCAGCUGUACCGCCUGGAGAAGGAGAAGGAGAAGCAGGAGCGGCACCUGAAGAAAAGCCGCCAGAUUGAGACGGAGAUGAUGUACGGGAGCACCCCCCGGACCCCCAUCAAGCGACGGGUGCUUGGCCCACACACACCUGGCAAAGUAAGGAAGCUGAACGGGACCUCCAUCUCCAGUGCCACCCCCAACAGCACCGUUCGCUCGGCCUUCGGGGCAACCCUCUACCACUCGCCAACAUCCCGGCUGCCGCCCACUGGAGGGAAGCUUGGUCAGGCUCGGACCCCCAGCCGCGCAGCCGCAAAGCCCCCCCGUCCUGGACACCGGGAGAGGAACAAGGAGAACAUCCUGCAGCUGAACGGGACCACCCUGAGCGGUGGGUGCACCCCCACAGCCCCUGCCCAGCGUACCCACAGCGUUAACUCUGUGGCCAGCACCUAUUCUGAGUUUGCGCGCGAACUUUCCAAGGCUUCCAGGUCUGACAAUAGCUCCCGUGUCCUGAACUCCACCACCACCACUGCCUUCUGCUGAGGUGCUGCUGGCCCCACUCCAGACGCUUGUAGCUGUAUUCAGUCAUUGCUCCCGCAGAGCCCCCCAAGCCCCCUGUUCCCCAGGGUGAGGGCUCUGGCAUCACUCCAGCCAGCCCAGUUCUCUGUGGGGCUGGGGGGGGGGGGAGUGCCACCUGCCAGGGGGUUUGGGUGCAAAAGGGACACUUUUAAAAACUUGCUUUUAUUUAGGGAAUUUUUGCAAAUGUUUG
Molecule: messenger RNA, 2107 nt
Organism: Calypte anna (Anna's hummingbird)
Lineage: Eukaryota; Metazoa; Chordata; Aves; Apodiformes; Trochilidae
Gene: PRC1
Product: protein regulator of cytokinesis 1
Biological process (GO): mitotic spindle midzone assembly; microtubule cytoskeleton organization
Cellular component (GO): mitotic spindle midzone; cytoplasm; spindle
Molecular function (GO): microtubule binding
Source: RefSeq, a predicted model, not a curated record